UUAAUAAUUGUAUAAAAUAUAAUAAAAAAUUAAUAUUGCACUAUAAAUUAUUCAGUUGAAAAUAUAUUAUUAGGAAAGAAUUAAUAAAUACAAACGUCACAAAGCCAGCGAAAGUGUGUAACACCAUAAAAGUGAGAAUAAACGGAUUUAGGAAAAAAUUGAAAAAGUAAGAAAAGAGUUGGCGGAAGAAUAAAAAUCAAAAAGAAUAAAUAAGUGUUUGUGUUAAAAAUUAUAAAAAAAAUAGUUAAAAAGUGCUUGAUUUUUAAGAUAAUUUUGUAUAUUAAAUAAAUCAAAUAAGAAAAAACAAAAGUUAUACAAUGUCAGUUGUUAAUAAAUUCACGAAAGGCUUAUCAGCAGACGAGAAAGCUGAAAUACAAGAGAAAUUCAUAGAGAUUGAUGCCAACAAAGAUGGUUUCAUUGACCUUAGUGAACUUAAAGAAGCUCUUGAUCAGGUUGGCUUCAAAUUGCCCGGCUAUCAGGUUCGUGAGAUGAUCGACGAAUUCCAAAACAAACAACGCACCUCCCACCAGGGCAAAUUGAAUUUGGAAGAAUUUGAGAAUCUUUGCUUGGAUCUGAAGUCAAAAGAUGUGGCCAGUACCUUCAAAACAGUGGUGUCUAAAAAAGAAAAUCUCGAAACGUUGGGCGGUAUGUCUAGUAUCUCCUCGGAGGGUACCACACAUUCCGUGCGCCUCGAAGAACAAUUGGCCUUUUCAGAUUGGAUCAAUUCCAAUUUGGGCCAUGAUCAAGAUUUGAAACACUUAUUGCCCAUCGAUAAUGAAGGCAAACGUUUGUAUCAAUCUAUUAAAGAUGGUAUUUUGUUGUGUAAAAUCAUCAAUCAUUCCUGCCCUGAUACAAUUGACGAGAGAGCCAUCAAUAAAAAGAACCUCACGGUAUACCGUGAAUUUGAAAAUUUGACUUUGGCUUUGGUCUCAUCACAAGCUAUUGGCUGCAAUAUUGUUAAUAUUGAUGCUCACGAUUUAGCCAAGGGCAAGCCACAUUUGGUAUUGGGUUUGUUGUGGCAAAUCAUUCGAAUUGGUCUCUUCAGUCACAUCACAUUGGAUAGUUGUCCCGGUUUGGCUGGACUUUUGUUCGAUGAUGAACGUCUUGAGGAUUUGAUGAAAUUGUCGCCAGAGGCCAUAUUGUUGCGUUGGGUUAAUCAUCAUUUGGAACGUGCUGGUAUUCAACGUCGUUGCACCAAUUUCCAAUCCGAUAUCGUGGACUCUGAAAUCUAUUCACAUUUGUUGAAACAAAUUGCUGGCAAUGAUGCUGAUGUUAAUUUGGAUGCAUUACGCGAGUCCGAUUUAACAUCUAGAGCCGAAAUUAUGUUGCAACAAGCUGCCAAAUUGAACUGUCGCAGCUUCUUGACACCACAGGACGUAGUCAAUGGAGUCUACAAGUUAAAUUUGGCCUUCGUUGCUAAUCUAUUCAACAAUCAUCCUGGCUUGGAUAAACCAGAACAAGUAGAAGGUCUAGAGGCCAUUGAGGAGACACGUGAAGAGAAAACUUAUCGUAACUGGAUGAAUUCAAUGGGUGUUAGCCCCCAUGUAAACUGGUUGUAUUCUGAUUUAGCCGAUGGUUUGGUUAUUUUCCAAUUGUUCGAUAUCAUUAGACCCGGCAUUGUUAGCUGGAAUCGUGUACACAAACGUUUCACACCCUUGCGUAAAUUCAUGGAAAAAUUGGAAAACUGCAAUUAUGCUGUAGAGUUGGGUAAACAAUUGAAGUUCUCUUUAGUUGGUAUCGCUGGUCAAGAUUUAAAUGAUGGCAAUGCUACUUUAACUCUGGCUUUAAUUUGGCAAUUGAUGCGCGCCUAUACAUUGUCCAUUCUUUCACGUUUGGCCAAUUCUGGAAAUCCAAUUGUGGAAAAGGAAAUUGUACAAUGGGUUAACAAUAAAUUAUCCGAAGCCGGCAAACAAUCAACAUUGAAGAAUUUCAAUGAUCAUGCUAUUGCCGAUGCUAAAAUUGUUAUUGAUUUAGUUGAUGCUCUUAAGGCUGGCAGCAUAAAUUAUGAAUUAGUGAGAACAAGUGGCACAGAAGAGGACAAUUUGGCAAAUGCUAAAUAUGCCAUAUCCAUGGCACGUAAGAUUGGUGCACGUGUGUAUGCUUUACCCGAGGAUAUAACAGAGGUGAAACCUAAGAUGGUUAUGACUGUAUUCGCCUGUAUGAUGGCCUUGGAUUAUAUACCCAAUAUGGAUAGUGUGGAAAAUCAAAAUAAUAUUAACAACAGCAACUAAUAUGCCAAAUAAAAACAAUAACAACGACAAAUAAUCUUAAUAACUACCACCACUACAAAAAAGAAAAAAAGAGAUAAACGGUCAUAAAAAAUGAUUGAAUGGAAAUGAAUUGAUAAGCGAUAAAAGUAAAGAAGUCCCCCAAAAAAAUGCCACGGAAUGAAGCAAUACUGAGUGUUUAUUCUUUUUUUUUAAUAAUACAAAAAUAAAAAAUGGUUUAUUUGCUUUCAAAUAAAUAUAUAUAACAAACAACGCCAAUUAAGUAAUUAUGUAUUUAUAUAAUUUUUAUUUUUUUAGAAGCUUGUAAUUUAUACAAAUUUAUAUGAUGUUAAAUUAAAGCUUUAAGGUGAUAAUUUAACGUUUAUUUUGUAAUCAUGUUUUUUUAAUUGACUUGAUUUUUUUAAUUUAAUUUUUUUUAUUAUAUUUUAAAGUAACUAUUUUGUUGAAUUUAAAAUUUGUAUGGUUUUUAUGUAGAAACACAAACAAAAAAUAAUAAAAAAACAAACCUUAUUUUAUAAAUAAAGGUUAAGCUUAUGGAAAAUAAAAUAAAACAAAACAAACAUUAAAUUGUAUCAUGUACUAUAUAAUUAUGAAUGAUGAAAAACAAAGUAUAAAGUUAACUGCAUUUACAUAAAAUGAAAAUAUAAAAAUAAUAUAUAUUUUUAAUAUAAAAACAUUUUACUUACAUACAUACAUAUACAUAAUUAAAAUAAACAAAACAAAAUUCAAAUUGGCAUACUUACAUAUUUAUAAUAGGGUAUGAUUGAAUAUGGGAACAGUUCCUUCUCCACUUUAAAGAGUUUUGCAAAACAAUGAGUGAGUUAUUGUACUAGAAAGACAAGCACAGAGGAAGAGAAAAGGGAGAAAAAGGAAAUUUUUAGCACAAAACAUUAACAAUUCAAUUUUUGUAGUAUUUUUACGCACAUUACUUGUUAAUCAAACACUAUUCUUAACAAAAUUUUCCGUUUUAGUAUUAUAAAGUUCAUUUUGUUUAACCAAGAAAACAUUGAGUUGCCAUCAAGGAAAGAUUAUGAAUUAUUUAUUAUAAUGUGUUUUAAAAUAUUGAAAAAUAAAUUAAAAUUGUAUGCUAGUUUAAGAGUUGUUAGUUAGCAACUUUUUAUAAUAAAGUUGCUAACCAAUAAGCACCAAAGGUCCAAAAAUUCAAGCACUUGAACAUUUUGUUGGAAUUUGACUUGAAUGCAAAUGUAAUUAUGUUUUAUACUUGAAAAAAUUAAAUAUUUUUUUUACUGGAGAAUGCUAAUUAAAUUGUAAUACAACUGUAAUUCAAUUGGUUGACUAUAAUUCAAGGCUUGAAUUACACUUGCUUUCAACUUGAAUUCCAGUAAAAAUGCUUAUUGGGUAGUAAAAAUAGUAAAGACUUGCACAUCCAUAUUAUCCCCCCAGUCACAGAGUAAAACGAAAUUUUGUUUCGGAAUGAAAUCGCUUUCAGUUUUAUAAGUGAAAUUGAUGUUUGUAAUUGUUUGUAAAUAAAUGAAAUAAAUUAAAUUAUUUGAUUUUCUAAAACUUUUAAUGAAUUUCUUUACUAUAAAAUUGAAUUUUGUUUUAAUAUACAAAACGUUGUUAAAUUAAAAGCGCAAAAAGAGAAUUAUUAAAACAUUUGGAAAUUAAUAGAAUCAAAUGGAAUCUGAAGAAGCUAAAAAAUAUAUCGGAAUAAUAACUACGGAAUGUGUGACUGUCAUAUUUACCCACCCUAUUUAAUUAAUAAUAGGGUGGGUAAUCAAAUGUAUAAUAUUUACUUGUUAUAUACAGUUAGACAUUGGAGAAACAUUUUAGGACACCAACAAAUGCACAUACUUCUACAUUAAAAACACACACAUUAAAGUUCUUAGAAAGUUGUCGCACCAAAUAAAUAAUGUUUAAAAAACAAAGUGUAUGUUCGUUUGUAUUUACUUUACUAUUUUAAAAAAAGUAGCUAUAUAGUAUUCUUUUAAAACACAAUAUUUUGCAUUAAAAUUCUUUAAAAUCCUCAAAGUUUUCUUGGUUACAUAGUUAUGAAUAAUUUCUAUCACAAAUAUCUAUUGCAGCCUUCAUUUUGGUAUAGUUUUCAUUCAAAUCUUAAUACUUUUAGAUGCCAUAGUGCCAUUGAAAUUUAUUUUUGUAUACGGAAUAAUAGCGAAACCUAAAAAUGCAAGCGUUUAAAAGAAAUACGCAAAAAAUGUAAUGUGCAAUAAUAAUUAAACAAAAGAAAAUUAAUA
This is a messenger RNA of Calliphora vicina (urban bluebottle blowfly), 4444 nucleotides long. It is a transcript of the gene Fim, whose product is annotated as plastin-2 Fim. NCBI's taxonomy places the organism in Eukaryota, Metazoa, Arthropoda, Insecta, Diptera, Calliphoridae. The record is from RefSeq and is a predicted model, not a curated record. Gene Ontology annotation, biological process: actin filament network formation; actin filament bundle assembly. The transcript has 5 exons. Bases 318 to 2231 code for a protein of 637 amino acids. Gene Ontology annotation, molecular function: calcium ion binding; actin filament binding. Gene Ontology annotation, cellular component: actin filament; actin filament bundle; cytoplasm.